Molecule: messenger RNA, 672 nt
Organism: Eptesicus fuscus (big brown bat)
Lineage: Eukaryota; Metazoa; Chordata; Mammalia; Chiroptera; Vespertilionidae
Gene: TMEM114
Product: transmembrane protein 114
Exons: 4
Coding region: 1-672 (223 amino acids)
Cellular component (GO): apical plasma membrane
Source: RefSeq, a predicted model, not a curated record
AUGCGGGUGCCCCUGGCGGUGCUGGCGGGGGUGGCGGCGCUGGCCGGGGCGCUGAGCUUCGUGCUGCUGGCGGCCGCCAUCGGCACGGACUUCUGGUACAUCAUCGACACCCGGCGGCUGGAACGCGGCGCCCUGGAGGUGCAGGACGGCGCAGGGGGCGCCAACCGCAGCCAGCUCGAGCCUCUGAGCUCGCACUCCGGUCUCUGGCGGACCUGCCGGGUCCAGAGCCCGUGCGCGCCGCUGAUGAACCCCUUCUGGCAGGAGAACGUGACGGUCAGCGACUCUAGCCGGCAACUUCUCACCAUGCACGGGACCUUCGUGAUUCUGCUCCCCUUCAGCCUCAUCCUCAUGGUGUUUGGGGGGAUGACAGGGUUUCUGAGCUUCCUCCUCCGAGCCUCCCUCCUCCUGCUGCUCACGGGGACCCUCUUCCUCUUUGGAGCCCUCGUCACGCUCGCCGGCAUCAGCAUCUACAUCGCGUACUCGGCCGCCGCCUUCCGGGAGGCGCUGUGUCUGCUGGAGGAGACGGCCCUCCUGGACCAGGUGGACAUCCGCUUCGGCUGGUCCCUGGCCCUGGGCUGGGUCAGUUUCUUCGCCGAGCUGCUCACCGGGGCAGCCUUCCUGGCAGCGGCCCGCGUGCUCAGCCUGAGACGGAGGCAGGACCAGGCCAUCUGA